Molecule: messenger RNA, 636 nt
Organism: Diaporthe batatas
Lineage: Eukaryota; Fungi; Ascomycota; Sordariomycetes; Diaporthales; Diaporthaceae
Exons: 2
Coding region: 1-636 (211 amino acids)
Source: RefSeq, a predicted model, not a curated record
AUGUGCUGUCCCCCUGGUUACUACCUGGCACAUUCCACGAAGGGCGAGGUGGUGGGUGAUUGCUUGUCUAAUGUCGCCGGCCAUUUCUCUGGUGUAUUCGCAUACAUUGAUGAUGGGUCCGUCUGGUCGGUCUCGACAGGCACCGUGACGGAUUUGACGACCGUGGGAGCCGUUGCGGUGAUCGGCUGGAAUAUCAGACAGACGCCGGAGACGGCCAGCACAUCACCAACGCUUUCCUCCCCAACGACCGAGUCGCUCUCGUCGACCUCCACGCCGACGACUUCCUCUGCGACAUCAUCGCCUACAUCCACGGGCGGCUGGACGUCCGGCCUGCCACGUGGCGCUGCUGUUGGAAUAGGGGUCGGCGUUGGGCUUGGUGUCGUUGGAUUAGCAUCUCUCAUUGCAUCCUUUAUCCUGAUUCGACGUCGAAAGCGCAAGAGAGAAGGUGAGAUCAACGGAGACUCAACCCUGCCCGGUGUUGUUGUCGAGGGGAAGCCAGCCGUGGGGGUCCCGCAUGGUAACAUGGACCAGCCUGGUCCAUCAGAGGCUGGCAAUGACGGCGCAAUACGAGCCUCGGAGCUGCACUCUGAGGAUCGGGAGUAUCAAAGCGUCACCCCCUCGGAGCUGCAUGGCUGA